CGCGGGUAGGCCCAGAGCACCUCUCUCCUCACCAGCAAUGGUCAAGCAGCCGGAUAGCGACCUCGCCCAGCAGUCGGUGCUCCAGGCCGUCGUCCUCGCCGAUUCCUUCGCGCAGGCCUUUCGGCCUGUCUCGUACCAGGUCCCAAAGGCGCUGAUGCCGCUGGUGAACGUGCCGAUGAUCGAGUACACGCUCGAGUUCCUGGCGGCGUCGGGCGUGCAGGAGAUUUUUGUGUUUUGCUGCGCGCACGCCGAGCAGGUCAUCUCGUAUGUGCGCGAUUCGCAGCUCGAGCUCCGCCUCGCCUCCGUCCGGCUGCACGUCCUCGCGGCAAAGUCGCCCUGCUUCUCGGCCGGAGACGCCCUCCGCGAGGUGGAGGCGCUCGGCGUCAUCACCUCCGACUUCGUGCUCUGCCAUGCCGACGUCGUCUCAAACCUCGAGCUCGGCUCUGUGAUUGCGGCGCACAAGGCGCGGCGCGAGUCCGACCGCGACGCGGUGAUGACGACGGUGCUGCGACGGGUGCCGGCGGGCAGCCGCUCGCACCGCGCCGAGGACGCCACCCUCGUCGCCACGAGCGGAGAGACGGGGCGGCUGCUCCUGUACGAGCAGGCUGGCAAGUCU
Molecule: messenger RNA, 616 nt
Organism: Emiliania huxleyi CCMP1516
Lineage: Eukaryota; Haptophyta; Isochrysidales; Noelaerhabdaceae
Exons: 5
Biological process (GO): biosynthetic process
Cellular component (GO): eukaryotic translation initiation factor 2B complex
Molecular function (GO): translation initiation factor activity; translation initiation factor binding; guanyl-nucleotide exchange factor activity
Source: RefSeq, a predicted model, not a curated record